GGGCGCGGCAGCCAGCGCGUCUGUUCGGAGCGGACCCGAGCCUCCGCGGGACCCCGAGCACCGAGUGGCCGAGGCACCGCCUCUCCUUCGCGUCCCGGCUGCUUCUGCCCCGCGCGGGGGACCCAGCUCCGAACCUCUCCCGCGCCGCCACCCCUCGGGGCCAGGAGCGGGGACACCGAGUGCCAGGGACUCCCGCACCCCAGCGCAGCCUCCUCCGGGCACCAUGACCCACUUCAACAAGGGCCCCUCCUACGGGCUCUCGGCCGAGGUCAAGAACAAGAUUGCUUCCAAAUAUGAUCACCAGGCGGAAGAAGAUCUUCGCAACUGGAUAGAAGAGGUGACAGGCAUGAGCAUUGGCACCAACUUCCAGCUGGGCCUCAAGGAUGGCAUCAUCCUCUGCGAACUCAUAAACAAGCUACAGCCGGGCUCUGUGAAGAAGGUCAACGAGUCCUCGCUCAACUGGCCUCAGUUGGAAAAUAUUGGCAACUUUAUUAAAGCUAUUCAGGCUUAUGGUAUGAAGCCACAUGACAUAUUUGAAGCAAACGAUCUUUUUGAGAAUGGAAACAUGACCCAGGUUCAGACGACGCUGGUGGCGCUGGCAGGGCUGGCUAAAACUAAAGGAUUCCAUACAACCAUCGACAUUGGAGUCAAAUAUGCAGAGAAACAAACAAGACGUUUUGAUGAAGGAAAAUUAAAGGCUGGCCAGAGUGUAAUUGGUUUGCAGAUGGGAACCAACAAAUGUGCCAGCCAAGCAGGCAUGACAGCCUACGGGACUCGGAGGCAUCUUUAUGAUCCCAAGAUGCAGACUGACAAACCCUUUGACCAGACCACGAUUAGCCUGCAGAUGGGCACCAACAAGGGAGCCAGCCAGGCAGGGAUGUCAGCACCAGGCACCAGACGAGAUAUCUACGAUCAGAAGCUAACAUUACAACCAGUGGACAACUCGACCAUUUCCCUGCAGAUGGGGACCAAUAAAGUUGCUUCCCAGAAAGGAAUGAGUGUGUAUGGGCUUGGGCGGCAAGUGUACGACCCCAAGUACUGUGCUGCCCCCACAGAACCUGUCAUUCACAAUGGAAGUCAAGGCACGGGAACAAAUGGGUCAGAAAUCAGUGAUAGUGAUUAUCAGGCAGAAUACCCGGAUGAGUACCAUGGCGAAUACCAGGAUGACUACCCCAGAGAUUACCAAUAUGGUGACCAAGGCAUUGAUUAUUAGAGUCACAGAGGCAAUCAGUAUAUAGUCCAUUGAUUUUUAUCCAGUGAGAACCAAACUAGCCUUGAGUAAUUUUUAUCUUGUCUUCCUAAAACACUAUUAUGCUUCUUGUACCUUU
Messenger RNA from Dipodomys spectabilis (banner-tailed kangaroo rat), 1328 nucleotides. RefSeq names its product calponin 3 (gene Cnn3). Lineage: Eukaryota; Metazoa; Chordata; Mammalia; Rodentia; Heteromyidae. The coding region runs from base 224 to 1213 and encodes 329 amino acids. Gene Ontology annotation, molecular function: actin binding. The record is from RefSeq and is a predicted model, not a curated record. Gene Ontology annotation, biological process: actomyosin structure organization. The transcript has 7 exons.